Molecule: messenger RNA, 3479 nt
Organism: Pomacea canaliculata
Lineage: Eukaryota; Metazoa; Mollusca; Gastropoda; Architaenioglossa; Ampullariidae
Exons: 2
Coding region: 2223-2822 (199 amino acids)
Source: RefSeq, a predicted model, not a curated record
AACCUAUAUUUCUCCUCUCUCUUUUUUAAAAAAAUCAACCGACUGGAUAUUUGUGCAACCAACCUGUAACGUGUAUCGCUUUUGUACGAAGACCAUACACUACAGAUCGAACCUCCGCUUUCAAGCCAUUUCCUUCCAUAUCUCUCGACUCCCGCCACGUCCAAGUGGGAAAUAAAAUGACAUCGAAUGAGAGUCAAUAUAUUUUGCAGCUACGGGCUCGACGCAGAAGAAGUGGAGAAAAACACAAGUAAAGGAACUGGAUUUCAACGACCGGGACGGCGCUAUAGAUAUAUUUUUGUGAAAGAGAGAGAAUAAAAGGUCGGGAGUCUAUAUCAGUCAACAAAAGUUCCUAUUCACCUGUCAGUGGAACGGAGUUGAAAAUAACUCCAUGAGUGAGAUUGAUUCCAUUCUGUCUUCCAUACCCAGGCACGCACACACACCCACCACACGCACAAUCGAAUCCCUUUUAUUAGACAGUCAAGUCUGUAAAUUGGUUCAACGAAUUCAAAGCGUCAAGAGAAAUUAAUGCAAACUCCUCUGAAGCUAUUGCGUGGCUGUCAAGGGCGCGUGAUUAUGUUUGGCGUCUUCUGAACUUUGACCUGCGACCACCCGGCGCCUCAUUUCGCUAGUGACAGUCCCUGGCAGCGGGUGCGACACAGAAGGGUGGCCAAUGGGUUGCCAUUCUUUGUUCGUUAGUUUACUUUCCACUCAAGGUGAAGAGGCUAAGGCCAGUCGACAACAUGAUUGUUUGUGACAUACGUAGUACAACCAUCAAGGCCAGUCUGCUUGGUGCUCACAACACCUGCAAUACAAGGUGUGUGGACAUUUAAUCAUAGAUGUUUGUGACUGAGAUGAUCUUUCUGCUUCGUGAACAUACAGAGAGAAAAUCUCUCACAAAUGUUUCGAUAAUCUGUGAGAUAAAAUAAUUCAUAUGUCUGAACAUGGGAGAGACAAAAGCUUAUAAGUGGUGACGAGACUAUCAUCAGUUUCUGAACAAGAAACCUUUAUCGAGUGUUCACAACAAAAUGUGGAUUCGCUAAAAUGAAUCUAUUGUGUUCAUUGUGUUCACAGGCAAAAAUAUGUACUGUGUUUUCAUUGUGAACAACCAACAUAACUGGACAUGUUUUAUCAGUCAAAGAAUUUGACAGAUUUUCCAACCAUAUAUUAGAUCAAGCAGAUCCAAUAAGCUCAGGUGAAAAUGAAAAAGAUGGUGAUUAAAUGUCAACCCACACACCACUAGCAGCUUGACAGGUGCAAGUCGUGAAUUCAAACAACGAGCAUGGUGCUAGCAGUCCACGGUUCUUGGACUCUUGUGGAGACUAGCAACCCUUGAGACCCACCACAUGUCACUUUUAGCAAGACCCAUGCACACGACAGGUGAGUCGGUCCCCGACACACGGAAUGUAUUGAGCUUAUAGUUCUCGGGUGUGAGUGGAUGGCUCUGUUUACACAUUAGAUCACCGAAACUGGUGGGACGACACGUACUGCCCUGCAGAGAACCUGUGGGAGAUUUCGGUUACCUGUUUGUUGCACGUUUACAGGUCGGCAAGAUGCCGGUUGUCCAUCGACCAUUUUUCUGUUCAAGAUUUUAAAUGAUCGCCAGCAUGCAGUCUUCAUCAGCCUUUCAUUCCUAGAAAGGAGAUAAGAACCGAGGGCUCCGUGGAGUAUUUCAGCAGUGAGCAGUCAUCAGAGUGGCACCUGUUGUACCAAGACAAGAGAAACUACUGCCUUGCCUUUGUGUCAUGGCUGCAUUGUCAAGGGAAUUCAGAUUCACAAAAGAAUGGAUUAAAUAGCCACCUACUAACGCAGGCAACUGUUUGGCAGCCGUUAAACAUUGGUCGGCAAAAUGAUGUACAGAGAGGUUAGACGUUCGUUGAGGGAGAAAGGUUUGGAUGUGAACAGUGAGCCGCCGAUAUCCACGUCUCUAAUGACAGUGUCGCUUAUGGCGCAAAUAACUCCGGGAGAAAAGGUGUUCAAGAUGGCGGAGCAGUCAUUCGACACCGUCGUCAUCCUUCAAACUCCACCAAACACCGACGACGACGAUAUCGUCUGCAGUUCACAGUGAUCGUCUGCCGGCCGUGUCGUCGUGCAAGCAGGUGGUGACGUCAGACUCUCACGAGAACAGCGCGUGCGUUGAUCCAGCCAAUCAGGCGCCGCGAAACAGCAAACGGCGGGAUCAGGCCCGCCGCCACUUGUCCCAGUCCCUCAAAGGGACGCAAACCAUGUUCCCAGCACUGCGACGGAUUCACAGUUUCAACGCGGCCUCUCGACGCUCGGACAUACCGUUGUCAAGGGAAACAGGAAGCCUGAAGCAUCGUGGGUUGGAUGAAGACAAGCGUGCAGGGAUCUCGGACAUGCGGCGGACAAAAAGCUUGAAAGAGGCAAGCGGAAGUGCAUUAUUUCCCUUGCCACUUUCUCUAGCGAGGCCGACUUGUCACCUUGACAUUAACUCUCUGGUUCAUGACCUUGACACGAGCUUAAAACAUCCGGCGCUGCUGUUGCGUAAGGUGGACGCACCCAACGGUCAUCGAGCCAACGGGUCGGAGAGCGACGUCAACGGCAACGACGACAACUUCGACUCCGACCUGCUUAUCGCGCCGUGGACACUCAAGCAUGCGCAGUACGCCAUGGAGUCGGCCAGUCGGGCCUUGACCCCGGCGCUCCGGAAUUUGAACAAACGACGGCUGUCGUCACGGGUGCGCACGCAGCAGUGGGUGAACCAGAUCGACACGGACAGUGAGCGCAGUUCAGGCAGAGAACAGACAAAGAUGUCGCCACCGGAACACGCAAAGAGUGCACUUAUUUAUGAACAGGAGUUUUGAGGUUUACUGCUGCACGUAAAUACCCUUUGCAUCCCCACCCAGUGACCCAUAGUGACCCAUAUCUCGUGUAAUCGUCCACAGUAAAUAAAUAGAUAAAAGCUAGAAAAAUUUCAAGUGGCUUCUGUGGCCGAGGACUGGAGGAGAAAAUACAUCAUGUAGAUUCCUAGGAGAAAAAGACUUUAAGAAGGCAUUCACAGGAAACAAAGAAGUACGUUAUAGUCAUACUUGAUGAUCCCAAUACCUUUUAAAAAAUGUAAUUCAUUAAUCUUUCAAUUUUUAAAACUUGCAGAUAACGGUAUUAACGGUUCUUUGAAAGUGAAUGAACUUGUGUCCUACUUCGCGUUAGUUUUUCCCUCCUCUCUGUGUUCUUUCAUGUACCUGUCAAUUAUCACUAUGCAUGUGUGUAUGCUUGUUUACGUGUUCGUAAUGCCCGUUUCUGUCAUGACACUACCUACUGUCCCUGUAUCUUGUAAAGCACAUUGAGCUCUCCCUAGUGCGGGGAGGUGCGCUAUGUAAAUCCUAUUGUUAUAUCACAGAGGGAGAAGGUGACGUGUUGGUUAACGUUCUGUGCGUCAAACGUACAAACCUCAGCGACAUGUAUAUCCGUGUUUUAGGGGAAAGAAACAUAUAUCUUCAAUAAAAGGAAGACAAAAUAUG